This is a messenger RNA of Magnolia sinica, 4449 nucleotides long. Its product is annotated as translocase of chloroplast 120, chloroplastic-like. Lineage: Eukaryota; Viridiplantae; Streptophyta; Magnoliopsida; Magnoliales; Magnoliaceae. The transcript is spliced from 2 exons. Gene Ontology annotation, molecular function: GTPase activity; GTP binding. The coding region runs from base 166 to 4164 and encodes 1332 amino acids. Gene Ontology annotation, cellular component: chloroplast outer membrane. Gene Ontology annotation, biological process: protein targeting to chloroplast. The record is from RefSeq and is a predicted model, not a curated record.
CCAUUAUAUCCGUCGAUGCCUCUUAUAGGUCCCUAAUAUAAUCAAUCAGCAUUAUAAAUGCAAGAGAGAAGAAAAGAAGAAAAAUAGGGAAGAAAUCGACUGCAAGAGGAAGAAAAGAAGAUAAGGCUUUUCUCUCUUUCGAGUUUGAAAACACCCAGAUUUGCCAUGGAAAAUGGUGUCGACACCGUAGAAAAACAUCAUCGGGAAGAAUCGACAUCCCUUCCAGAAGACUCUUUGCUGUCGCAAUCUGGAGACAAGCACGAAAGGAAGGAUUCCGAAGCGGAUGAUGUUUUCGAGGAGGCAAUCGAUUCUAAUCCCGACGAUGCUCAUGCCCAAAUGCAACAGCAGCAGCGGCCAUCUAAUUUGGAUGGCAGUGUUGUUGUUGAUGGAGGUGAGAAGUUAGGUAAGGUUCAGAGAGCGGAAGACAAUGGUGACUGUUACGAAAAUUUCGAAGAAGCAAUGGAUCGCCCUGAUGAAGAUCAGAGUCACCUAGAAGAGAAAAUGGUGGCGGCAGAUGUUGCUGAUGCUGUCAAUGGAGAAGAAGGGGAUGUGGAGGGCAUUCCAGCAGUGAUUGAAUUGAACAGGUCAGGAAUUAGAGGUGAGGAUGGGAUUGAAGUAGAGGAGAAGGAUGGGAAGUGUGAUGGUGUUUUUGUUCUUGAGAAGUCUGAAAAUGGGGAUUUUCGUAACGUCAGUCCGGGUGAGAUUGGGGUUGAAGGAGGGAUGGUUGAUGAGGGGAAAAAUGCUGGGGGAGUCCAGAUGGUGAUUGAAUCGAAUGGGUUGGAAGCUAAUGGUGUUGCUGGAAAAGGGGAAAGAGAUAGCCAUGGGUUUUUGUGUGAUCUGGUGGAUCACAAAGACGAGAAGGAUGUGACAACUGAUUGUGUUGUUUCUGGUGAUAAGUCUGAAAAUGGGGAUUUUGAUAAAGUGGAUAUGAAUGAGGCACUUGGUGUUGUCCUUGAGAAAUCAGAAAAUGGGGAUUUUGAUGAGGUGGGCACAAACGAGACGCUUGCGGCUGUCCUUGAGAAAUCAGAAAAUGGGGAUUUUGAUGCUGUGCAUGCGGAGGAGAUUGAAGAGAUUUUGGAUCAAGACGAGAGUCAGAAAAUGGGAGGUGCUUCAGCAUAUGCUUCUGUUAAUGAGGAGAAGAUUCCACGUCAAGAUGAGAGUCGGCAACUGGAAUAUGCUUUGGCUGAUGUUGGUGCUUCUGUUGAUGAAGACAAGAUUCCAAAUCGGGAGGGGAGUAAGAAAACUGAAGAUGCUUUGACGGUUGUGGGUGCCUCUUUUAACGAAGAGAAAAUUCCGCAUGAAGAUGAGAGUGAGCAAAUUAAAGAUGCAUCAUUGGUUGUUGGUAAUUCUGUUAAUGCAGAGAAGAUUACUCAUGGAGACAAGAGUCAGCAAUUGGAAGAUGCAUUGUCUGUCGUGGGAAGUUCUCCUGAUGAAGAGAAUAUUCUGUAUCAAGAGGAGAGCCAGCAAACAGAAGAUGCUAUGGUGGAUGGUAAUUCUGUUAAUGAUGAUGUAAACCCCCCUCGAGCUGAAAAUUCACCUCCUUUAGAAGUUCCUGUUGAAAUGGAUGAGAGACUUGAGACUGAAACAUGUAACUCAGAGCCUCAGCUAUCUGGUGAUAAUCAAGGAAUCCCGUCUGAGUCUUCUGAGGUUAUAGGUGGAAAUGAAGAGCUGGGCAGAGCUGAAGAGUCACGAAAACAAGAUGAGGGAGACAAGCUGAGCCUUGGCAAUGAGUCAAUUGCUGGCGAGUUGCUUGAGAGAGAAUCUGUUUCGGUGGAAGAGUACGACGAAUCAAGUUCAACUGAAGAAGAUGACAGCGAGUUGAUUAUGCAGCCUGCACAGGUGGUGCCUUCAUCUGCUGUGAACUCUGUGGACUUGCCUCCUCCUUCUCGUCCUGCUGGCCUUGGAUCUUCUGCCCCAUUGCUGGAACCUGCUCCUCGUGCUCUGCAACAGCCCCGAGCAAACGGAACCACACCACAGCGACAAUCUCAGCUUGUGGAAGACCCUGCUAAUGGCGAGGCAGAGGAGUAUGAUGAGACCCGUGAAAAGCUUCAGAUGAUUCGGGUGAAGUUCUUGCGGCUCGCUCACCGACUUGGUCAGACCCCCCAUAAUGUUGUCGUGGCCCAAGUCCUGUACAGGCUAGGACUAGCUGAGCAGCUGCGAGGGAGCAGAAACACGAGCCGAGCUGGUGCCUUCAGCUUCGAUCGUGCAAGUGCUAUGGCAGAGCAACUUGAAGCGGCUGGGCAGGAAGCUCUUGAUUUCUCUUGUACAAUUAUGGUUCUUGGAAAGACGGGAGUCGGCAAAAGCGCCACCAUCAACUCAAUCUUCGAUGAGGUUAAGUUCAGCACUGAUGCAUUUCAGGUAGGUACUACGAAGGUUCAGGAUAUAGUUGGGAUGGUUCAAGGUAUCAAGGUUCGGGUGAUUGAUACUCCUGGCCUUCUAUCAUCUUGUAUGGACCAACGCCGGAAUGAGAAAAUCCUCCACUCUGUUAAGCGUUUCAUCAAGAAAACCCCUCCGGAUAUUGUUCUGUAUCUUGAUAGGUUGGAUAUGCAAAGCAGGGACUUUGGAGACGUGCCCUUGUUACGUACCAUCACAGAUAUAUUCGGGCCUUCCAUUUGGUUUAAUGCCAUUGUUGUUUUGACCCAUGCUGCAUCUGCUCCACCUGAUGGCCCAAACGGUACUCCUUUGAGUUAUGAGAUGUUUGUGACUCAGCGUUCUCAUGUGGUUCAGCAGGCAAUUCGUCAAGCAGCAGGGGAUGUGCGCCUCAUGAACCCUGUUUCCUUGGUAGAGAAUCACUCAGCCUGCAGGACAAAUAGGGCUGGGCAGAGAGUCUUGCCAAAUGGUCAGGUUUGGAAGCCACAAUUAUUGUUGCUUUCAUUCGCAUCGAAGAUUCUAGCUGAAGCAAACACACUUCUGAAGUUGCAAGACAGCCCACCAGGAAAGCCUUUUGCAGCUCGUUCAAGGGUACCUCCCUUGCCUUUCCUUCUGUCAUCUCUUCUACAGUCGAGGCCACAGCUGAAACUGCCUGAGGAGCAGUUCGGUGAUGAGGAUGCUAUGGACGAGGACUUGGAUGAUGCAUCUGAUUCAGAUGAUGAGUCGGAAUAUGACGAACUCCCACCGUUUAAGCGUUUGACGAAGGCCCAGCUGGCAAAGCUGAGCAAAGCACAGAAGAAAGCUUAUUUUGAUGAGCUAGAGUACCGAGAAAAGCUUUUCAUGAAGAAACAGUUGAAGGAGGAGAAAAUGCGUCGGAAGCUGUUGAAGAAAAUGGCGGCAUCGGCUAAGGAUUUGCCAAAUGAUUACAAUGAGAACCUAGAAGAAGAAAGUGGUGGUGCAGCGUCUGUUCCAGUUCCUGUGCCGGAUAUGCCCUUGCCUGCAUCUUUUGAUUCCGACAAUCCCACCCACCGGUAUCGCUACUUGGAUAACUCCAACCAAUGGCUCAUUAGGCCAGUUCUAGAUAAUCAUGGUUGGGAUCAUGAUGUUGGUUAUGAAGGUUUAAAUGUUGAAAGGUUAUUUGUGGUUAAAGAAAAGAUACCUGUUUCUUUUUCUGGUCAGGUUACCAAGGAUAAGAAAGAAUGCAACCUCCAAAUGGAAUUAGCCAGUUCAAUAAAGCACGGUGAAGGGAAAGCAACUUCGUUAGGAUUUGAUGCACAGACCAUUGGAAAGGACAUGGCAUAUACUUUACGUAGUGAAACAAGGUUUAUUAAUUUCAUGCGCAAUAAAAUGGCUGCUGGUCUUUCAUUUACCAUGCUAGGUGAUGCCUUAACAGCUGGUCUGAAACUUGAAGACAAACUGAUGAUACACAAGCGGUUCAGAUUGGUUAUGACAGGGGGUGCGAUGACCAGUCGUGGCGAUGUUGCAUAUGGAGGCAGUUUGGAGGCCACUUUGAGAGACAAGGACCAUCCUAUAGGUCGGACGCUAUCGACCCUUGGACUCUCCAUCAUGGAUUGGCAUGGGGAUCUUGCAAUCGGCUGCAAUGUCCAAUCCCAGUUCCCUGUUGGACGAACCACCAACAUGAUCACACGUGCAAAUUUGAACAACAGGGGAUCAGGGCAGAUUAGCAUCCGCUUGAACAGCUCAGAACAACUUCAGAUUGCUUUGAUUGCCCUCGUUCCUGUUUUCAGAAAUAUCAUCAAGAAUAGGUUGUUUGGUUCUUCUCAAACCAUGUAGUAGGGGCAGUGAGGAAUGUUAUGCAUUGUGAGCAGCAGCUCUGCGGUACUAGGACAUACCCAUGACGGUGGGCAUUUACUUUUGGCCGGCAUCAACUGUGAGUGAAACUAAGCUGCUGGUUUAUAUUUCUUCAUGUUGCAAGAAUGCUUUGUCCUUUAUAUUACUAUGGUUUUUCCGAUGGCAUUUUGAAGUUGGUUAUUUUCAUCACAGUAGAGCUUAGUUAAAGACAGGGUUGCCUUAUUUCAAUUAAUGCCAUGAUGCAACUUUAUUGUUUUCUUCUUCAAA